Diatraea saccharalis (sugarcane borer) is the source of this 1857-nucleotide messenger RNA. NCBI's taxonomy places the organism in Eukaryota, Metazoa, Arthropoda, Insecta, Lepidoptera, Crambidae. The record is from the annotation of a GenBank genome assembly.
AUGGGUAUCCACGUCCUGCUAGCAUCUACAGCGCUAAAGACAAUAAGUGUGACUGGCUUAUGGUUGAUACCUCUGUUGCUGGGAGCGCUUACUUAUCACAAUUAUAAUUCGUAUGAUCCAGAAGCUAAAGUUUUGGAUAAAGAACCGAGAAAGGAGUAUGAUUUUGUUGUCAUCGGAGGAGGUUCAGCUGGGGCAGUGGUUGCGAGUCGGUUAUCGGAAGUCAAAAACUGGAACAUUCUUCUAUUAGAAACAGGUCCAGAUGAAAAUGAAAUAACUGACGUCCCUUCGCUAGCGGGCUACUUGCAGCUAACGAAGUUGGACUGGCAGUACAAGACCGAGCCGACCGCGUAUGCAUGCUUGGGCUUCAAGAAGAGGAGGUGCAGCUGGCCUAGAGGAAAGGUGCUCGGAGGCUCAAGCGUACUAAAUUAUAUGAUAUAUGUACGUGGAAAUCGGUUUGACUUCGAUCAAUGGGAGUCAUUUGGCAAUCCUGGCUGGGGAUAUCGAGAAGCUCUCAGAUAUUUUAUCAAAUCCGAAGACAACAGAAACCCAUAUUUAGCCAAAAGUAAAUAUCAUGGUCGUGGAGGAUACCUUACAGUCCAAGAAGCUCCUUGGAGAACACCACUAGUUGCCGCCUUCGUAGAAGCAGGCGUAGAAAUAGGUUACGAAAACAGAGAUGUUAAUGGUGCAGUUCAGACUGGAUUCAUGAUAGCACAAGGUACAAUAAGACGUGGAUCUAGAUGCAGUACAGCCAAAGCUUUUUUAAGGCCAGUUCGAACUAGGAAAAACCUAGAUGUAUCCUUACAUUCACAAGUGACAAGAGUGUUAAUAAAUCCUAUGACAAUGAAAGCUUACGGAGUGGAAUUUGUCAAGCAUGGAGUAAAAAGAGUAGUUUAUGCGAGAAAAGAAGUUAUUUUAUCAGCUGGAGCCAUAAAUAGUCCACAGUUACUAAUGUUAUCGGGAAUAGGACCUCAAAACCAUUUGAGAGAUGUCGGAAUACGGGUUCUAAAAGAUUUACCCGUUGGCGAAAACUUACAAGACCACGUCGGUGUUGGAGGUUUGACUUUUCUAGUCGACAAACCAGUUGCGAUUGUCCAAAACCGUUUCCAAGCGUUUCCUGUAACUAUGAAUUAUGUAGUAAAUGAGCGUGGACCAAUGACCACUUUAGGUGGUCUAGAGGGCAUCGCAUUUGUAAAUACUAAAUACGCCAACAGCACCGGUUUGUGGCCUGAUGUACAAUUCCAUAUGGCGCCAGCCUCCUUUUCAUCUGACAAUGGACAGAUCGUUAGAAAAAUUCUUGGCUUGACAGAUGAGAUUUAUGACCAAGUAUACAAACCAAUAGCUAACAAAGAUGCUUGGACUAUAAUGCCCUUAUUGUUACGUCCAAACACAAGGGGCUACGUAAGACUAAGGAGUUCCAAUCCCUUCCACUAUCCGAUAAUGAAUCCACGAUACCAUGAGGAUCCCCUUGAUGUCGCCAGGUUAGUGGAAGGGAUAAAAAUAGCUUUAAAAGUUGCAAGCGCAUCACCUUUCAAACAAUUUGGUUCUAGACUUUACAUGAAACCUUUACCGAAUUGCAGACAAUAUAAAUUUAUGUCAGACGAAUAUAUAGAGUGUCAAGUGAGAUCAAUAUCUAUGACAAUAUAUCACCAAUCUGGGACCGCAAAAAUGGGCCCAGCUUGGGAUAAAGAGGCUGUAGUUGAUCCAAGACUGAAAGUGUAUGGUGUGGAAGGGCUUAGAGUAAUAGAUGCAAGUAUAAUGCCUACAAUUGUGAGUGGAAAUACUAAUGCUGCAGUGAUAAUGAUAGGGGAGAAAGGUGCGGACAUGAUUAAAGAAGACUGGUUAGGAGGAAUGCGGUGA